Messenger RNA from Camponotus floridanus (Florida carpenter ant), 679 nucleotides. RefSeq lists its product as uncharacterized. The transcript has 2 exons. The record is from RefSeq and is a predicted model, not a curated record. Lineage: Eukaryota; Metazoa; Arthropoda; Insecta; Hymenoptera; Formicidae. The coding region runs from base 127 to 534 and encodes 135 amino acids.
UUUAAAAGAUGCAUACGUAAAUACGCUAAAAAAUAUGAUCCCUACAUAUUCUGUCAACGAAACAAUGUGAUCCAAGUAAAUACAUGUGGAGUGUGUCAUGUUAAGAUUAAAGCCAAGAACGCUAUUAUGUUAGUAAAGCAUUUGAUCGACAAACAUUACCAAAAAAUUAAGUCCUUUCCUCCGGGUAUAAUACCAAAAGAAUUACUACUUGAUUUUGAUCCUGACGAUAAAUUCGGAGACAUUCCAGCAUGCAUUGAGAAUCCUGUCGAUAAAUCCGAUGACGUUCCAACAGGCACUAAGGACCCAGCAGAUGACAGUUGGGAAACCAUCGACGUACCAUCAACUAGCACCAUUGCUCAACUACAUUUUGAUACUAAUCAGUCAGGUCAGUCAGGAAGCAGCCAGCCUGGUCAGUCAAGUCAGUCUAGCCAGUCAGGAGGCACCUCAAAAAAAUCUCCAAGUAAACGUAAAAGAAGCAGCUCUCAUCAGACAAAAGAACAUCCUAGUAAACGCAAAAAAGAUAGCUCCACUUAGGCAGAAGGACUUUCAAGUCAAUACAGAAAAUCCAGUUUUAAGGACAAUACGAACGGUUAUAGAGAUGAUUAGUGAUACCGCUAUGUCAAGCAACAUUAUUUCAAUAGUUCGACCUUUAGUUCCGAAUCAUAUAAUAUUUAAAUAA